AUGACCUCAGUAUCUGAUUACUUACCACAGGUACUCAGCUCUUAUGGCAUCGAUAUCGUAUUUGGGAUUGUGGGCAUCCCAAUUGUUGAGCUCGCGGACAAGAUGAUUCUCCAAGGUAAAAUUAGGUUCAUCGCAUUCCGUAACGAACAGGCAGCUUCUUACGCGGCAUCUGCGUAUGGUUAUCUAACGGGAAAACCAGCAGUACUUUUAGUUGUGGGUGGACCAGGUGUCAUCCAUGCUCUGGCUGGUAUUUAUAAUUCCAUUUCGAAUAAGUGGCCCUUAAUCGUAUUGGCGGGCAGUAGUGAAGAUCGAUACAAGGGAGGAUUUCAGGAACUCGAUCAGGUUAGCUUACUUUCAAAUUAUGUCAAGUUCAGUGGUAAGAUCAAUGAGUCAAAUAUUGAUAUGCUGGUGUACAACGCAAUGCGUCUUAGUGUAGUUGGGACUCCCGGAGUAUGCUACCUCGACAUUCCAGGCGACGUGAUCCAUAAGACUGUACCAAACUCAAAAGCACACGAAGCCAUUCCAGUAUCAGCUGUGAGGUUUUCGCCGGAUCCAAGUGCAAUUAAGAAUGUUGCAGCACUUGUAUCGAAAUAUAGUUCCAAAAGGGUGCUAUGUGUUAUUGGCAAAGGCGCUGUCGAGUAUCCGAACGAGCUACGUGAAUUUAUCAACAGAUUCCAAUUACCAUUCUUGCCUACUCCAAUGGCCAAAGGUGUUUUACCGGACUCAAGUCCUCUUAAUGUAUCCUCAGCACGAUCUUUGGCUCUGAAGACUGCAGAUUUAGUGCUUGUUUUUGGUGCUAGAUUAAAUUGGAUACUUCAUUUCGGUCAAGCUCCUAAAUGGAAGGCCAAUGCAAUUUUUGUACAGAUCGACAAAACUCCAGAAGAAUUGGGCCAUAAUAAUCAGUUGGGCACAAGUUUCGCACUAUGCGGAGAUAUUGGUCUCAGCGUGAAAGCUCUUGCCCAGAACUUAUCACGUUUCAAAUACACUGGCCUUUCACAAGAAUUGAAGGACAAGGUGAAGACUAACGAACAACGCUUACACAUUAAGGAAAUAACUCCAGCUCCAAUUCUGAAUUACAAUCAAGUCUACGCACACAUGAGGGAACUGAUAAUAGAUAAAGACACAAUUUUGGUUACAGAAGGUGCCAACACAAUGGAUGUUGCGCGAGUGUCGUUCCCAACCGACUAUCCUAAGCAGAAGCUCGAUGCAGGAACAAACGCAACGAUGGGUGUUGGUCUUGGCUAUGCAAUUGCUGCUAAAUUGGCACAGCCCCAAAAGACAGUCAUUUGUAUCCAGGGCGACUCUGCGUUUGGGUUUUCAGCAAUGGAACUGGAGACCGCUUCCAGGAACGAAUUGGGGCUAGUCGUUGUGGUGAUGAAUAAUAGUGGUAUCUACCACGGUUAUGUUGAUCCCGAAAAAUCAACAGCAGGUCCACUUCCGCCUUCAAAACUACCAUCGACUGCCCUAAGCUAUAAUUGCAGGUACGAUCUAGUGGCUAGGGGCCUUGGAUGCGAUGGCUAUUUAGUUAGAACUCUUGCCGAGCUUACGACAGAAUUCGAAAAGGCCUUAUUUCAUUCCAAGAGGGGUAAGACUACUGUAUUGAACGUGGUUAUCGAGCCUGGCAAGCAAGGAAAGUUGUCUUUCGGUUGGCAAAGCAAAGCCAAGAUGUAA
Molecule: messenger RNA, 1671 nt
Organism: Lachancea fermentati
Lineage: Eukaryota; Fungi; Ascomycota; Saccharomycetes; Saccharomycetales; Saccharomycetaceae
Source: the annotation of a GenBank genome assembly